Messenger RNA from Botrytis cinerea B05.10, 1356 nucleotides. RefSeq lists its product as hypothetical. Gene Ontology annotation, cellular component: nucleus. Bases 59 to 1156 code for a protein of 365 amino acids. NCBI's taxonomy places the organism in Eukaryota, Fungi, Ascomycota, Leotiomycetes, Helotiales, Sclerotiniaceae. The transcript has a single exon. The record is from RefSeq and is a predicted model, not a curated record. Gene Ontology annotation, molecular function: catalytic activity; DNA binding. Gene Ontology annotation, biological process: DNA repair.
GGAACAUCUCGAUCACGAAUCUCAAUCACCGUCGGAAACGCUACAAUCAUUCGACGAUAUGGAACUACCUAUCCUGAGGAAGACAGAAUCCCUCAAUCUUAAUGCUUAUGAGAGUGACUCCUCUGAGCUAUCUGAUCUAAGCAUAACCGAUCAUCCCUUUCUAGAAUCAGAUAGUAGCGGUCUUGAUACGAUUGAAGUUGAUGUUCCUAGUCUUCUGAGAUCAGGAAAGAAACAAAGACCGCCUAUGCAUUCACCUUACUUUGCUCUACCACUAUCUACCACUCCAUCCAAAUCUAGCAAAUCCAUAGCUUCAAAGGGAGAGUCUACAAUUAAAAAUUCAUCUCCUAAAAAGGAAUCUCCUAAAAAACGGCCUCCUGGCAUAAUUUCAUGUAUCCCUUUUCCGCCUUUGUCUGCAUCUCAUUUUGGACUCAUUCAGGAAAAGCUUGCCCACGAUCCAUUUCGACUUCUGAUAGCUGUUACAUUUCUUAAUCGCACUCAUGGUAAACAAGCUAUUCCAGUUUUUUAUUCCCUAAUGGACCAAUACCCUACACCACAAUCAAUAGUCGAUGCUCCCAAAGAAGAUAUUGUAUCGGUCAUCCGACAUCUAGGAUUACAGAAUCAACGCGCAGCUACUUAUCAAGCUUACGCUAAAACAUUUUGUGAAAAUCCACCAGUGAAAAAUAAACGGUAUGCGGUCCAUGAUUACCCCACUAAAGGACUCGGUCGCGACGUCAAGAAAAGUGAGGUCCUUCCCGAAGAAUCCGUAGACCCGCGUACAGGUUGGGAAAUCGGACACAUGACCCAGGGACCCUAUGCGAUUGAUAGUUGGCGGAUCUUCUGCAGGGAUAUGUUGUUGGAGAAAGCGAAAGGAUGGAAUGGCGAGGGGAGUGAGGAAGAAGGAUUCCAACCGGAAUGGAUGAGGGUGCUUCCAGAAGAUAAGGAGUUGAGAGCAUUUUUGAGGUGGAUGUGGUUGAAGGAGGGGUUUGAGUGGGAUCCGAUGACGGGGGAGAAGGAUGUUGCAGGGAGGGAGGUGAUGAGGGCGGCGUUGGAGGGGAGGAUUGCAUGGGAUGAGGGGGGUGGGAUGAGGAUUUUGAAUAGGGAGGGGGAGGGGGAGGAGAUGGGGGUUGAGAGUGAGGGUAAUGUUGUGAUGGGUUAGUUUCGUUAUUUUGAAAGGAUAAAUGGAUGGGCUCGUUUUCUGGUCUAAUAGUUGUCUGAUAUAGAGCUUAGAUGGUGUUGUAUACUCUCUGUGUAUUUUGGGAAUACUGUUUGUGGAGUUUGGAAAUGUCAAAACAAAAUUCAAAAUUCAAAGUUUAUGAUCAAAAUUGAAAAGCAAAAGGGAGAUUUGUAAAUUCGUCA